Messenger RNA from Emiliania huxleyi CCMP1516, 882 nucleotides. RefSeq lists its product as hypothetical. Lineage: Eukaryota; Haptophyta; Isochrysidales; Noelaerhabdaceae. Gene Ontology annotation, biological process: transmembrane transport. The annotation marks the transcript as partial. The transcript has a single exon. The record is from RefSeq and is a predicted model, not a curated record. Gene Ontology annotation, molecular function: transmembrane transporter activity.
GAUAUGGCGCCGUCGUCCAGCCAUCAGAGCGCGCGGAACGAGCUUACGGCUGGCGCCUGUGCAGGCGCGGCCAGCACGUUCCUGACGCACCCGCUCGAUACGCUGCGCGUGCGGAUGCAGGUCGGCUCGUUCCCAGGCGCGGUAGCCGCCUUUCGCAGCAUCCUCGCGGCUGAGGGACUGUCGGCAUUCUGGCGAGGGCUGAGCGUGCCGCUCGCAGCCUCCACGGUCCGCUCGGCGCUGAGCUUUGGCUGUCUGAGCGCUGUCUUGCGGGCACUGUGCGACGAGCCAGCAACGCCGACGCUGGGAGAGUGUGCCGUCGCCGGCUCAGUCACGUGUGCGCUCGGCGCAGUUUAUCUGCACCCCUGCGAUCGCAUCAAGAUUCUGCUGCAGGUGCGGCAUGAGGGCCGCGCCUUUUCGGGCCCGCUAGAGGUUGUGCAAACUGUCGUCUGCCGUUCCGGCUUUCGCGGCCUAUACCGCGGCAUCGGCGUGUGCGUGGUGAUGGACCUGGUCUCGGGCGCAAUCUACUUUGGCGGGAACCGCUGGCUCACCGUCAACUUUGCCGAGGGCGGCGGCGGCGACGGCGGCGACAGCGGCGACGGCGCGACACAGGCGCUCAAGCUUGUGGGAGCCGGGUCUCUCUCGGGUGUCUCCUCGUGGGCUGCCAUCUACCCGCUCGAUGUGGUGCGCACGCGCAUGGCGGCGCAGCCCUUCGGCUGGGAAGGCGCCGCGGACAUUGCGCGCCAACUCUUUCGAACGGGUGGGGAGCGCGCCUUUUUCCGCGGCCUUGUGCCCUGCCUGGCGAGAAGCUGCUUCUCGGACGGCAUCUUCUUCCCCGUGUACUGGUCAGUGAGCUGGCAGCUGGGCACGCGCGGCCAGGAUUGA